Molecule: messenger RNA, 6818 nt
Organism: Drosophila rhopaloa
Lineage: Eukaryota; Metazoa; Arthropoda; Insecta; Diptera; Drosophilidae
Gene: SPoCk
Product: calcium-transporting ATPase type 2C member 1
Exons: 4
Coding region: 1266-4019 (917 amino acids)
Biological process (GO): manganese ion transport; calcium ion transmembrane transport; intracellular calcium ion homeostasis
Cellular component (GO): plasma membrane; endoplasmic reticulum; Golgi membrane
Molecular function (GO): ATP binding; P-type calcium transporter activity; ATP hydrolysis activity
Source: RefSeq, a predicted model, not a curated record
GUUUGUGCCGCUGUUGUUGUGCCGUGAUUGUCGCCUGUUUUUAUUUUAUCUGCCGCCUUCUUCCACCUGUCCCCGCAUCGCAAUUAAAUCAAUUCAUUUGCCUAACAACCUGGCCCGAUAACUGCUUGUUUAGUCGUAUUCCGAACUUCCGACGCAGCGAUCAGAAAGAACCUCCGUGCGAUCUCAGAUCUUCGGUUCCAGUGAAUGUGUUCAGUGCGAAAACAUCGAAUCUGAAGCCCUCAAUUGGGUCCGCAGUUAUUUCAGCGAAGUAACAAAGCAUUCAGACCCACUGUCUUGGCCACGUUAUCGAUUUUCUAACAAUCUGGAGAAACUUGUCCAUAAUUCUUAAGAAUUCUUCGUCAAACGUAGUUGCACAUACAUAUGCCUUCCUCUGCAAUUGGAAUUUCGCCCAUCAUGACGCACAGUGGACACUGGCUAACACGAACAAUUUGUUAUAAAACUUAAUCUUAAAAUAGUUAAUCUGCUUGAAAAAUUUUGUACGUUCGAAGUUUGUUUUGUAGCUAUUGAAAAAAAGCCAAAAAAACGAAAGCCAGAGGUCUUUUUUUAAUAUAGGGAAUUCCUAUGUUCCUGCAAACAAUUACUAAAGUUAAACUUAUUUGUAAAAAAAAAACAAUUUCUCUGUUGUAUUUUUAUAUAACAAAAGUUUUUUUAGUUUGUUCUUAGUCUCGCCUAGUGAUGUGUUACUCUGCCCAAGAUUUAAACAUACAUAAUUGAAAACAAAGAAUAAUAAAAAAUGAAAUAUUAAAUAAUAUUAUUAUUUUUUCGAAGCAAAGCGCUAAAAGACACGACAAAGCUAGUGUUAACCAAUAUUCACUGUUUAGUAUUAGUAUCUGCCUUGAAUCUGAUUUCCCUAUAUUUGCCAAAAUAAACAAAGUGGAAUUGGUCUUUGAGUGCUGUCAAUAACUUAAGAAUCAUCAAAUUCCUUAUCCAAUUCGUCAAGUGUUAGCUUUAUAGAUGUCGAUUCCUGGACUUAAGAAUCCCACUGGGUGACAGAAUUGGGCGAUCUUACAAGCUGUAAUCCCGAAGCCUCUCGUACCAUGUGGGGAGAGAUAUUUGCGGGAGGCAGACUAUAAUAUUCAUGCUCUCAUCUCGUGCGUGACCGAACAAAUAAAUUAAGCACUUUCCCAGGCCCAGAAUAGAUUGGCGUGCACCCUGAAUGUGGAGUCGCGAGAGGUUCGGAAGGUAUUUACUCUCGCGCUAAUGAUAAGAAUUCGUCACAUCGUCAUCGUUUCUGUACCACCGAAAUGAUAGUCAUCAAUGCCUCUGAUACGGGCCUAACCCUCACACCCGAAAUGUUGUUAUCGACCUCGGAAUCAUCGACUCACAGCGCCUCCGAGGUCGCAGGACGACUGCAAGUCGACGUGCGGACUGGUCUCAAAUGGACGGAGGCCAAGUACCGCGCCAAGAUCAUAGGGCACAAUGAGCUGCUGCUCGUCGCGGAUGACCCCACCUGGAAGAAGUACAUUGAGCAGUUCAAGAACCCGCUCAUUUUGCUGCUCCUUGGCUCGGCUCUGGUGUCCGUAAUCAUGAAGCAGUUUGACGACGCAGUGAGCAUAACCAUCGCCAUCCUGAUCGUGGUCACUGUGGCCUUCAUCCAGGAGUAUCGCUCGGAGAAGAGCCUGGAGGAGCUGAAAAAGCUUGUGCCUCCCGAGUGCCACUGCCUGCGCGAGGGCCGUCUAGACACAUUCUUGGCACGCGAGCUGGUUCCCGGGGACAUCGUGCACCUCAACGUGGGCGACCGUGUGCCAGCUGACGUUCGCCUUUUCGAGGCCGUGGACCUGUCUAUCGACGAGAGCAGCUUCACUGGCGAGACAGAACCGGCGCGCAAGAUUACCGACGUUCUGCUAAACAACACGAACGUGAAGGACCACAGCAACAUGAAGAACAUUGCCUUCAUGGGCACUCUGGUGCGGUGUGGCAACGGCAAGGGCAUCGUUGUCAGCACUGGAGAGCGCAGCGAGUUCGGAGAGGUCUUCAAGAUGAUGCAGGCUGAGGAGGCUCCAAAGACACCGCUGCAAAAGUCGAUGGACAUUCUGGGUGCCCAGUUGAGCUUUUACUCAUUUUUGAUUAUUGGCGUCAUUAUGCUUUUAGGCUGGCUACAGGGCAAGCCCCUCUCGGAGAUGUUCAACAUUAGCGUCUCACUGGCCGUGGCCGCCAUUCCCGAGGGCCUGCCCAUCGUGGUAACAGUUACUCUAGCGCUUGGGGUGAUGCGGAUGGCUAAGCGGAACUCCAUCGUGAAAAAGCUCCCCACUGUUGAGACCCUGGGCUGUGUGAACGUAAUCUGCUCUGACAAGACGGGCACUUUAACGAAGAACGAGAUGACGGCCACGAUCAUCAUCACUUCCGACGGAUACAUGGCAGAUGUAACCGGCGCCGGCUAUAACGACCAGGGGGAGAUUCACAUCCGACACUGCAACAACGUGGAGAUGGCCAAAGCCAACAUUACGAACCUCCUGGAGAUCGGCGCGGUCUGCAACAACGCUUACAUCCAAAAUGGCACUUUGCUAGGCCAGCCCACCGAGGGAGCUCUUGUGGCUGUGGCCAUGAAGAACGGAAUGUACGCCACCGCCGAGAACUACGUUCGCAUCCAAGAGUACCCCUUCAGCUCGGAGCAGAAGAUGAUGGCUGUCAAGUGCAUUCACAAGUACAACAACAACAAGGAGGAGAUUUUCUUCGCCAAGGGGGCGUUAGAGACUCUGCUGCCGCAGUGCACCAAGUACCAGUUCGGCACCCAGACGGUACCACUAACCAAGCAGAACGAGGCCGAGUUCCUAGCCGAGGCGUACGAGAUCGGGCGCAAGGGUCUCCGAGUGCUGGCGCUGGCCAAGGGCCGGUCCAUGCAGGACCUGAUAUACUGCGGCCUGGUCGGCAUCACUGACCCACCGAGGCCUCUUGUCCGAGAGUCCAUCGAAAUGCUGAUGCAGAGCGGAGUGCGGGUCAAGAUGGUGACUGGAGAUGCCCAGGAAACGGCCUUGGCCAUCGCGAAUCUCAUCGGCAUUGAUACAAUCCACCACCAGACGCUAUCCGGUCAGGAAAUCGAUCAAAUGAACGAGCACCAACUGGACAAGGUGGCUAACAACGUGGGCGUCUUCUACCGCGUUUCGCCACGCCACAAGCUGGAGAUAGUCAAGUCCUUGCAGCGCACAGGGAACAUAGUCGGCAUGACUGGCGACGGGGUCAACGACGGAGUGGCUCUUAAGAAGGCGGACAUCGGCAUUGCCAUGGGCAAAAACGGAACAGAUGUGUGCAAGGAGGCUGCAGACAUGAUCCUGGUUAACGACGAUUUUCACACUAUCAUCGCUGCCAUCGAGGAAGGCAAAGGCAUAUUCUACAACAUCCGGAACUUUGUGCGGUUCCAGCUCAGUACUUCAAUAGCCGCGCUGGCCCUUAUUGCCCUAGCCACUCUGAUGGACAUUGCCAACCCGCUGAACGCCAUGCAGAUUCUAUGGAUCAACAUCAUAAUGGAUGGGCCGCCCGCACAAUCCCUGGGCGUGGAGCCCGUGGACCACGACGUGCUUAAGCAGAAACCGCGCAACGUUAAGCAGCCUAUGAUCACAAAGUCUGUGGUGGUAAAUGUCCUGCUCAGUGCCAGCAUAAUAGUGUUGGGCACGCUGUGGGUAUUCCAGCGCGAGAUGGCCGACGGGACGCUGGGGAAGACCAAGAGGGACACGACCAUGACCUUUACUUGCUUCGUAUUCUUUGACAUGUUCAAUGCGCUGUCUUGCCGAUCGCAGACGAAAAGCGUAUUCACCAUUGGACUUACAACCAACCGCAUGUUUCUGCUGGCUGUCGCCUUUUCAAUUAUUGGUCAAAUGCUGGUCGUAUACUUUCCGCCGCUGCAGAUGGUUUUUCAGACGGAAGCCCUUACGCCAUACGACAUAUUCUUUCUGGUUUCCCUUACCUCCUCAGUGCUGGUGGUCUCCGAGAUAAAGAAAUGGUUCGAGCGCACCAUGGAGCGCAAGGUGUACAGCACCCGCUCCGAGCUGGACUUUGUAUGACAAAACGCAAGCGCUAGAGAAGACUUGCACCCCAAAGCCGAGUAAAUUAAAAACUUUAACAAAAAAAAACCCACAAAAAAAGCAAAAACUAUGCCAAAACAAGCGAGGAGAGCUGCAAAAGCAGCCCAAGGGAAGCAAGAGCCGAUAAAGGAGCAAGGCAGCAGCGAUGUGUGUGUUUACUUUUACAUUUGACUCGACAAAUUAUCAAAAACUUAAUCGACAAUGUGGGGUUUCUACCAGAUUGGGCCUAGCAGGGAUUUUCUUAGAUUUGACGAAAGCUUCCAGGUUGGUUUUAUGCUCUCUGUAAUUUAUGCGUUUUAUUUUAAUGUAUUGUGUUUAUAAUGUAAGUAGAAAAUUUGUGUGUAGAACUUUUCUUUUAUUUUUCGCUUUUUAAACAUUCUUUCAGAUGCUCUGAAAAAGUUUUCCAAAACUAUUGAUAUCUCAGCGUAAAGCGCACCAUUUAUAUUUUAAAAUCUCCAAUUGGCUGCAAUAGCUAAUUUUUCAUGUACUUUCUAUUUCCAUUUUAUAUUUAAGUGCUGCUGUAGUUUUAAUGCUCAUCACGCAAAUUAAGUCAAUUCAAAGUGUUUAAUAAUCUAUAAAAUUGUCGGCAAAAACAGUUUAAUGUGAUAUUAUUUUAAGCACAUAAACCAGGUCAUCCCACAAUAAGGCGAAAUGCAAAUUUUGAUUUUAUGUUGAUUUGCACAUCCGCUUGUGGCGCCAAAUAUUUUAUUUUUUAAAAAUAAAACUUAAACUGUAAAAAAAUUUUAAACCAACUAGUUGCAAAUUUAUUUUCUGAUUAUUUUAGAUCUUACCUUUUUUCCCCGCAGCGAACCAGCCAGAUUGUAAAUCAAGUGAUCGUUUUCGUGAAUGCGAUUAGGUUCAACAGGCAAAUGCAGAUACAACCAGGUCUUAGCAAACAUAAAUGAAAAUAAAAUGGACAAGAGUCAAUGAUGACAUGGCAAGGACAAGGCAAAGCAAGGCGUAGUGAAAUAAAACACGGUUUUUUUUUGGUGAUAUUGAUAAAUAAUUUAUUCGGUAUUUGAAAAGCAAGUAACAAAUUUGUGUAAAAUUUACGCAAAUCGGAACUCUAGCGCGUUAGCUAAAAUAUGAAUUUUGAAAAAAUGACCUCCAUAAAGACAUCAAAUGGAAAGUGAAGAUCGGCACAAGAUUUUCAAAAACUUAAAUAAUUUAGUUUUAUGCGUAGUUUUAUAUUCAAAACAAUUUCGAUGCGUUGAUAGUUUGUCGUUUUGCCUAGGACUUACUAUCUAUAACAGAAUAAUGCACCAAACCAAAUACAAAACUUCACAAGACAAACAUCACCAGAUUUAUCGAAUGAACUGCAAUUUAUUAAAUUACGCUCCUAUGUUUAAAGCAAACGGUAUUCUUAAAAUAAUUCCAAACGGAUUCACAAAACUUUAUUUUCUGGCUUAGAUUAAAGACAUAUGCUAUCAAUAUAGGAAAGAAAUCAAGAAAUCAAAUCAUGUUAGUUCUUUACUUAAAGCAAUUAGAUUCAACGAUAAAAAUCAAAAAUAUCCAUCUUAAUAGUCAAUUAAUAAUUUUUUUAAAAAUUAAAAGAAAUAUUAAAUUCAAUAGAAUACCAAGAGUUGUCUCAGCUAUAUUAUUGAACUCUCUAAAUAUCAUUGUCAUUCGAUUCAUAUCAUAACAACUCAGAAGUUUUAUACCCAUUAAACGAUUUUACCAAUGCACUGGGAAGCAUAUCACAUUUUCGAUGGCUUGUUUCCGAUCACCAAAACUACUGUACUGGGGUGACAAAGUCUUGUUGGAAUCGUGUUUGUACGUUUCAACUGAAUUAUUUGUCACCCCCGAUAAAGACAUUCAUGUAUUUAACAAUUUGGCUGAAUGCAAUUUUUGUUCGCGCUGCUAAUGGCAAUUAAUGGACCAAUUAAGAAAUUGUUUAUUUAAUCACACAUCAGUCUAAGCUCGACAGAGACUCAUUCUCAUAUAUCAAGGCAAAAAAAAAAAAAGAAAAAUCUUAAAACAAAAAUAAAAAAACGAAAAAUAUAUAUUAAAAAUAAAGCUCGUUCAACGGAGCAAGCAAUCAAAGGCUCAUUAUAUAUUACCCCACGCAUCAAGGCAUACUAAAAGUACACAACACAAAAUAUACACAGACUAACACCCACACACAUUCACUGACAUCUCAUCCACAAUGGUAACAAUAAUUAGAAAAUUAAGCGUAUUUAUUAAAACAAACAAAAAAAUUAAUGUCUGAAGGAAUAAAUAAAUUGCACCAAAUAAUAUGAAUAUAUUAAUCAAAACAGGUAUAAAUUAAUUUAUUGAAUUUAAACUAAACUAUUAAAAGUUUUGCAAAGUAAAGAUCCAAAUCGGUCUUUGAAUUACAAUAAUUUAAAUGAAUGAUGAUAUUAAAAAAACUCUUACCCACGGAAAUAUUUUUUAAACGUCUAUGAAAAUUAUGUGAGCCCCUUAUAUUUGUAAGUGUAAAUGUCUAACAAUGCUGGCUAAGCUCCAAAAAAUAUGGAGCAUAAUUCAACAAAUUAAAAAUUAUUGUUUCUACAGAGUUCGGUUAAACGAAAUGUACAAGCUGAUGGCAAACUUACAAAUCUUUAAAUAUUCCUUUCAUAACCGUAACCUAAAAAAAUUAACUAUAACUAUCUGUGCUAUUAAAUGUAAGCUUUAACAAUAUAUGUAUCUAGAUAAAUACCAAGCAUUACGAAAAAAUACACACAUUUUUCGGAAAUAUUUGGUACUUUCCCCUCAGCAGUAGAACUAAUUUAAAUAAAACUUUCAUCGUUGUGUUUCAUUGAAGCCAUCUCUUAACAA